AUGUGGUUAGUAGACGAAGAGAAGUACAAUGGUGGAAUUGAACGCAUGCCCGCUGUGGCAGUUUCCGCUCAGGAUAUUCGCGAAGCUACACGGUACACCAGGAACUGGGCAGCACUAGGACCUGAUUUUGUGCACAAUUUCUGGUAUAAAAAGUUCUCCACAGACCAUGGACGCAUAGCGGAUUGCUUCAACAGGGUGCUGAGAGAUCCCCAAGAGCUCCCUGAAUUCAUCACUAAAGGAGUAACUUUUCUUUUACCCAAGGACCCUAAUACAGCUGACCCAGCCAAGUACAGGCCAAUAACCUCUUUGUCAAGCUUGUACAAAGUGCUCUCGUCGGUAAUUACAAGAAAAAUACAGGACCAUUGCGACGCCAACCAGGUGAUGACUGAAGAACAGAAAGGCUGCCGGAAAAACACGCAAGGCUGCAGAGAACAAGUCAUCAUUGAUGCAGUAAUUGUUAGUCAGGCAAGCCGGAAACAGAAAAACCUUGGUAUGGCGUACAUCGACUAUAAGAAGGCAUACAACUCGGUACCCCAUCCGUACCUCAUCAAGGUACUUGAGUUGUAUAAAAUAGACGACGGCGUCAUCAGGUUUAUGCAGCACGCGAUGAGACGAUGGAAUACGUCGCUCCACGUUACCGACGGGGCAACGGUGUUGCGGUCCAGAACUCUCAACAUAAGAAGGGGGAUUUUCCAAGGCGAUACCCUUAGUCCGCUUUGGUUUUGCCUUGCGCCGAACCCCCUUAGCAGAGCACUCAACCGAUGCAGCUAUGGCUACCAAUUGAAAAGUGGGACAACGAGUACAACAGUAACCCACACUUUCUACAUGGAUGAUUUGAAGCUGUUUGCGGAAACUAAGGAGAAACUGCAACUUAUACUACUGGUAUCGACGUUCAGUAACGAUAUUUGUAUGAAGUUUGGUAUCGAUAAAUGUCGACUAGUCAACCUCCAUCGAGGUAAAGUGGUGGACGCCGACAGUUUCCGCAUCAACGAGAGAGAGGAGAUACGAUGUAUGGUUGAAGGUGAAUCGUACAAGUACCUUGGAUUCCUGCAACUGAAAGGUAUUCACCACACGGUGAUCAAGAGAGCUGCAGGCUUCAGGGUGGUCAAGUGGACCAAAACGGAUUUUCGCCUCCAAAUCGAGCGUUACGAGUGUCGCUCACCAAACACCGUUCGCACCAUCCAAAAUCAGCAACCGAAUCGCACUGUUUGUCGAGCAGAUCAUGGAUUCAGCGACCUGCAUCUGGCGCAGGAGAAAUAUCAGCUGAACUGCGACCUGAAAACCGUAGAAGAGAAGGUCGCAUCGUGGAAGCAGAAGUAUAUAUUGCACGAAAGCAUAGAAGACCGCUGUCGUAAGUGCAAUUUAGUAGGAGAGUCGAUCGAGCACGUCGUCGCAGGCUGUCAAGCGUUGAAUGAGAUAGCCUAUCUCGGUCGGCAUAAUACGGUUGCCAAGAUUGUGCACCAACAACUUGCACUGAAGCACGAUCUGGUGAACCAGUACUUGCCCUGCUACAACUAUCUGCCAGACCCGGUUUUGGAAAAUAGCUGCAUCAAACUGUACUGGAAUCGCGAAAUCAUAACGGAUGUCCUCAUACAUGCCAAUCGCCAUGAUAUUGUAGUCUACGACAAAAGAAUGAAACGGGUAACCAUCAUCGAUAUCGCUGUGCCGUUAGAUCGCAAUUUUCAGUCGACGUUCUCAACCAACAUAACGAAGUACCACAAUUUGGCUGAGGAGUUGAAGCAGAUGUGGCAACUUGAGGAAGUGCGUAUAGUUCCAGUUAUUAUCUCCGCCACUGAAAUAUUUCCCUGUACUCAACUGCGCUCUCUUGAUGAGUUGGAACUGCGAAGAGAACUACCCAACAUCCAAAAAGCGGUGAUUCUUGGGACCUGCAACACAGUUCAAAGGUUCCUGAAUCAUCAUAACUGA
Molecule: messenger RNA, 1926 nt
Organism: Wyeomyia smithii (pitcher-plant mosquito)
Lineage: Eukaryota; Metazoa; Arthropoda; Insecta; Diptera; Culicidae
Exons: 3
Coding region: 1-1926 (641 amino acids)
Source: RefSeq, a predicted model, not a curated record